This is a messenger RNA of Cryptococcus deneoformans JEC21, 2502 nucleotides long. RefSeq lists its product as hypothetical. Gene Ontology annotation, cellular component: mRNA cleavage and polyadenylation specificity factor complex. The record is from RefSeq and is a predicted model, not a curated record. NCBI's taxonomy places the organism in Eukaryota, Fungi, Basidiomycota, Tremellomycetes, Tremellales, Cryptococcaceae. The coding region runs from base 105 to 2243 and encodes 712 amino acids. The transcript is spliced from 6 exons. Gene Ontology annotation, molecular function: protein binding.
GAAAAGUCCAGCGACGAAGCGCGGCGUUUGGCCAAAUUGAAGCCGCAUUUAUUCCUCCACUACUCCUCGAUAUCCGUGGAUCCACUCAGCCCACAGCCAGCGCCAUGACAGCGCCCACCGUCCCCGCAGACCAGCACGGCCACCCGCUCCCAGGCCCCGCAGACCCCGCAGCCAACGACACAUGGCGCCCCUCCCGCUACCGCGAACCCCUCCACCCGGACAACGAAGAGGUCCUCGAGCAGGCUGCCUACCAGGCCGCAGUCACUCGUUCCAGCGGCGACGACAGGAAGAGGAAGAUAAAGCCGAGGCGGACGGUCGACUACCAGGGCGGCGUCCAGAAAUGGAGAAUGCUGAACAAGCUCAAGGGCGUCCACGAAUUCAGGCCAGCCAUACACCCUAACCCGUCUGAUAUUGUCAACUUUCUUCCGCCUGUAGCACUCCGGUCAAACCCGUCGACGUCUAUAUGUGAUUACUGGGUCCACACCUCGAUAAAUAAAGAACGUUCUCCCACCCGUGUCGUCAGAUGGACACCAGACGCCCGUCGUCUGCUCACAGGCAAUGACAAGGGCCAAUUCACGCUCUGGAACGGUGCCUCUUUCAACUACGAGUCCAUUACUCAGGUACACGACGACUCUAUCCGGUCCUUCACCUACUCGCACAACGGCCAGGCGCUUGUUUCAGCCGACAAAGGCGGCACGAUCAAGUACUUUACACCGCAUCUCACAAAUAUACAUGGUUUCCAGGGGCAUCGAGAAGCUUGUCAUGAUGUUAGUUGGAGUCCGAACGAUGAGCGUUUUGUGACUUGUGGAGAUGAUGGGCUUGUCAAGAUUUGGAGCUAUAGAGAAGCCAAGGAAGAAAGAAGUCUGAGUGGCCACGGUUGGGAUGUGAGAUGCGUCGACUGGCACCCCACAAAGGGUCUUAUCGUUUCCGGUUCCAAAGACAUGCUCGUAAAAUUUUGGGACCCACGAACAGGCAAAGAUCUCUCUACACUCCACUCUUCCAAAUCCACCAUCAACACAUGCCGAUGGUCUCCCGAUGGCCAUCUCGUGGCGACAGCCGGCCAAGAUUCCGUCAUUCGCCUCUUUGACAUUCGUACCUUUCGCGAGCUGGAAGUCUUAAAGGGCCACGAAAAAGAAGUCAACUGCAUCGAAUGGCACCCGAUCCAUCACUCUCUCCUAGUUUCCGGCGACGCUCUCGGCACUAUCAACUACUUUUCCCUCCUCUCCCCCACUCCCUCUACACCCAUCACCACGCUUUCAGCCGCUCAUGAGGACGCAGUCUUCUCCCUCUCUUUCCAUCCCCUUGGCCAUAUUCUCUGUUCGGGAUCAAAGGACUUUACAGCGAGAUUCUGGUGUCGUGCAAGACCGCCGGGGGGACAAGAAUUCGAUAAAUGGCAUCUUACCGAGGAAGGCGCUGCCCAAAAAGAACUGGAACGCAUCACAAAGCGUGAAUGGGGGACGAACGCCCCUCCUGCGAACGCUGCAGGCGGUGGCGGCGGCGGCGGCGGCGAUAAGCAGCAAGUCGCUUUACCCGGUUUGUCCAACCUCGUUGCCGCUGUCAACAGCGUCAAGACCGGCCCGACGACGACAGGCGGAGGGCCAUCCGGUCUUCCAGGACUGGGUGCGCCCAAUGUCCAUGCUGGCACCCCGCCAUCGCGGGUAUCCACCCCUUCGUCCAUGGGACCUCCCGGUCCUGGUGCCCAAGGACAAGCACAAGGCGGUCAGUUCCCACGAGGAAGGUCGGCGCUUCCUAGUCAGAACGAUAUGCUUCGGCAUAAUCACGGCUCGCGUGGUGGGUUUGCAGAUCGGGAUAGGAACGGGGGAGGAGACAGAGGGGGAAUGGAUAGAGAUAGAGAUUCACGAGGGGGAAGACAGGAUCCAAGAGGUAAUCAGAUGUAUGGCCGUGGGCCAGGGGGACCUCCUCCCGGUCCUCCACCAGGUCAAGGGGGAUACAAUUACCCCCCUGCUCCUCCCAACUAUCCCCCUUACCCGCCGUCAUCCUACCCUCCUCCGCCCAACAACCAACCCGGCUAUCCGCCCGCACCCAAUUACGCUAUGCCCCCUGGACCCGGUGCUCCUCCUCAAAGUUAUCCUUAUAAUCGACCUCCUCAGGGACCCCCUCAGAAUAAUAAUCCAGGUGGCCAAGGAAAUUACGGCGCUUCCGCUUCCGGCGGGUAUGGCCAGUACGGCGGUGGUGGUGGUGGUGGAGGAGGAGGAGGGUACGGUCGGGAUGGACGGAGAUAGAACAAAACGACAUAGAGAGAGAGAGAGAGAAAUGCAUCAUGGUUAUUGUACAACAAACUAUCUAAUGUGCAAAACUUGCACGCAGCUCAUCUGCCAACCUCGUGCUCAGCGAGCAACUGUCAAACCAAAUUAAUCAGUCCUUUUUCUUUUUUCCCUCUUGGCUUUUGCUUCAUAGACCAAAUUCCAAAAUCUGACUUACCAUAUUGGGGAUACCGUUAGCCACAGGGUAGGCAUGGCCACACCCUCGACAUGUCAUGAU